AUGAGAGGGGUUAGACUCGAAGAGUUCGACACGAAUCCGGCAACGCCAAACUUUGGGCAGCCGACACCGAUUUACCCCGCCGGUGUUGGCGGCGGCGGAAGGAAAAAAAGCGUGGGCGUGAGGCCGUGGUUGGUUCUUUACUCGUCGGGUCAGGCGCAGAUGACGGAAGCCGGAAAACACACGAUCAUGCGGCGAACGGGAUUACCGGCGCGAGAUCUUCGGAUUCUCGAUCCACUGUUGUCGUAUCCAUCUGCUGUUCUGGGUCGAGAGAGAGCGAUUGUCAUCAAUUUGGAGCAUAUUAAGGCAAUCAUCACCGCGCAAGAGGUUUUGCUGCUUAACUCCAAGGAUCCUUCGGUUUCACCGUUCAUUGAAGAGUUGCAGAGGCGGAUUCUGGGUCACCAUCGCGCCACUAAACGUCAGGAAGAAGAGAACUCUGAGGGAGAGACCCGUACAAAUAUUGAUCCUGCCCAAGGAGAAGCUGGAACGCUACAAUUAUUUGGGGAUCAAGGGAGUGAAGCCAAGAAAGAUGCGAAGCAAAGCCUUGAUAAUCAAGAUGGAUCAAAGCUUCUUCCGUUUGAGUUUGUUGCACUGGAAGCAUGUCUUGAAGCUGCAUCCAGCAGUUUGGAAAGUGAGGCUGUAAGAUUGGAGUCAGAGGCUCAUCCAGCCUUGGACAAGCUUACUUCCAAGAUCAGUACCCUCAACUUGGAGCGGGUUCGACAGAUUAAGAGCAGGCUGGUUGCAAUAACUGGACGUGUUCAGAAGGUAAGGGAUGAACUAGAGCAUCUGCUUGACGAUGAUGAAGAUAUGGCUGAGAUGUAUCUUACAGAGAAGUUAGCUCAGAAACUUGAGAAUUCAUCAAAUUCCUCUAUGAAUGAGAGUGAUACCGUCGAGAUUGAUCUUCCUGAAGUAGAUGAGGAUGACAGGCUUCAACCCGACUUCGCAUCGGACGCUGACAGAGAUGAUGAGAGCCAUCUUCGAGCAGAUGAUGUUCACGAUCUUCUUAUGAGUGCUCAUAGCGCACUUAGCAGAAAUAGCCGUGGGACUCAUACAAGCUCAACCGGUAGCACCAUGAUCAACAAAUUCGAUGUUGAAGAACUGGAGAUGCUCUUGGAGGCAUAUUUUGUGCAGAUUGAUGGUGUACUGAACAAACUAUCAACACUAAGGGAAUACGUGGAUGACACAGAGGAUUACAUCAACAUAAUGCUGGAUGACAAACAGAAUCAUCUUCUGCAAAUGGGCGUGAUGCUAACAACGGCGACUCUGGUGAUAAACGCCUUUAUCGCUGUUGCUGGAGUAUUCGGUAUGAACAUUCACAUAGGUCUGUUCGAGGACAAUGAAAAAGCUGAUCCAGGAAGAUUCAUUUGGACGGUGGUAGGAGCUUCUCUGGGAAGUAUAUUCAUCUACGUUGGUGCCAUCGGGUGGUGUAAGCACAAGCGCUUGCUUGAAUGA
Arabis nemorensis is the source of this 1449-nucleotide messenger RNA. The record is from the annotation of a GenBank genome assembly. NCBI's taxonomy places the organism in Eukaryota, Viridiplantae, Streptophyta, Magnoliopsida, Brassicales, Brassicaceae.